Messenger RNA from Oncorhynchus tshawytscha (Chinook salmon), 3832 nucleotides. RefSeq names its product serine/threonine-protein phosphatase 6 regulatory ankyrin repeat subunit C. Gene Ontology annotation, molecular function: protein binding. Lineage: Eukaryota; Metazoa; Chordata; Actinopteri; Salmoniformes; Salmonidae. The coding region runs from base 183 to 3413 and encodes 1076 amino acids. The record is from RefSeq and is a predicted model, not a curated record. The transcript has 26 exons.
GAACUGCGCAUGUGCGUGAUAGCAGAACUAACUAACAAACAAACAUCAAGCAGAAACGGACAGCAAACACAGAUCACGAACUUUCGUAUUAAUAACUAACUAUCUACAUGAGUUAACUAUCGUGUAAUAUACCUUGCAGUUCCACUCUAAUGAAGGAGCUCCGUCCUGGCUGACUUUGGGAGAUGGGAGUACACAAUAUUACAGACCAGCUUCCACUGGUCCAAGCAGUUUUCAAUCGAAAUGCCGAUGAAAUUCAACUACUAUUGCACAACAAGAAAGAGGACGUCAAUGCACUGGACCAAGAGCGCCGUACAGCACUACAUGCUGCUGCCUGUUUGGGGGAUGUUCAUAUAAUGGACCUCCUCAUCAAUGCAGGUGCAAAUGUAAAUGCUAAGGACCAUGUGUGGUUAACUCCAUUGCACAGAGCUGCUGCCUCCCGGAAUGAAAGGGCAGUGGGGCUACUUCUGCGGCAGGGAGCAGAGGCCAAUGCACGAGACAAGUUCUGGCAGACUCCACUGCAUGUUGCAGCUGCCAAUAGAGCCACGCGCUGUGCAGAGGCCCUGCUCCCCCAGCUGAGCAAUCUGAACAUGGCAGACCGCACUGGCAGAACCGCCUUGCACCACGCUGCUCAGAGCGGAUACAUGGAGAUGGUGAAGUUGCUGCUGAAUAAAGGGGCCAACUUGAGUACCAAUGAUAAGAGAGAGAGACAGCCUAUCCACUGGGCAGCGUACUUAGGGCAUCUGGAGGUGUUGAAGCUGCUAGUGUCUCGGAGUGCAGACAAGGGCUGCAAGGACAAGCAGGGCUACACCCCUCUCCAUGCUGCCGCUGCCAGCGGACACAUUGACAUAGUCAAGUACCUACUGAGGCUCGGGGCUGAGCUGGAUGAGCCCAAUGCCUUUGGGAACACUGCUCUGCAUGUGGCCUGCUACACAGGCCAAGAGGCUGUGGCCAAUGAGCUGGUGAACCAAGGAGCUAACGUCAACCAGCCCAACAGGAGUGGCUAUACCCCACUGCACCUGGCCGCUGUGUCCACCAACGGGGCCCUCUGCCUGGAGCUGCUGGUCAACAAUGGGGCCGACGUCAACCAGCAGAGUAAUGCAGGGAAGAGCCCCCUGCACAUGGCAGCCAUUCAUGGACGCUUCACACGCUCUCAGAUCCUCAUCCAAAAUGGUGGAGAGAUUGACAGUGUGGAUAAAUAUGGCAAUACCCCCCUCCAUGUUGCUGCUAAGUACGGCCAUGAACUACUGAUCAGUACUCUGAUGACCAACGGUGCAGAUACAGCCAGACAAGGGAUUCAUGGGAUGUUCCCGCUGCACCUGGCUGUGCUCUAUGGGUUUUCAGACUGUUGUCGCAAGCUACUCUCCUCAGGUCAGCUGUACAGUAUUGUUUCAUCUAUGAGUAAGGAGCACGUACUAUCAGCCGGGUUUGACAUAAACACUCCAGACAACUUUGGAAGGACCUGUCUACAUGCUGCUGCUUCUGGAGGAAACGUUGAAUGUCUCAACUUGCUCUUAAGCAGUGGUACUGACUUGAAUCAGAGGGACCAAUCGGGAAGGACUCCGUUGCACUAUGCAGCUGCUAAUGGGAGGUACCAAUGCACUGUGACCCUAGUGAGUGCUGGCGCUGAGGUCAAUGAGCCAGACCGUACAGGCUGCACUCCCCUGCACUACUCUGCUGCCUCCCAGGCCUUCUGCAGAAUGGACCGACAUUUCCCUGGGACUCUUCAGAGCGAGGAGGAUGGAGAUAAGGAGUCCUAUUUUUGCUUGGAGCAUCUGUUGGACAACGGUGCAGACCCAUCCCUGGUCAACUCUAAAGGUUACAGUGCUGUUCAUUAUGCUGCUUCCCACGGCAACAAGCAGAACCUGGAACUGCUCCUGGAAAUGUCCUUUAAUGCCCUAGGAGACAUUGAGAGCAGUAUUCCAGUGAGUCCGUUGCAUUUAGCUGCUGAUAAUGGCCACUGGCAGGCGCUGAGUGUGCUGACAGAGACUGCUGCCUACGUAGAUGUGCAAGAUGCCUCAGGCCGCUCUGUGCUCUACUUGGCUUCCCAGAGAGGUUACGCCCGCUGUGUAGAGGUCCUGCUAGCCCAGGGGGCCUCCUGCCUCCUCAACGAGAACAGACACAUGUGGACCCCUCUACACGUCGCAGCUGCCAACGGCCACACGGAAUGUCUCCACAUGCUGGUGGAAAGCGGGGAGGAGGCAGACCUUACCAACGUCACAGACACACAGGGACAGACCCCUCUGAUGCUGGCCGUGCUAGGUGGCCAUACAGACUGUGUCCACCUGCUGUUGGAGAAGGGGGCCUGGCCUGACACCAAGGACAAGGGGGGCAGCACAGCCUUGCACAGAGGGGCGGUGGUGGGCCGUGAGGACUGUGUGACAGCCCUGCUGGAUCAUGAGGCAUCUGCCCUGUGUCGGGACGGCCAGGGUCGUACCCCCCUGCAUUACGCUGCCUCCCACCGCUACACUGACAUCCUGGCGAGUCUGCUGCGUGCCGCCACACGCUCCGAUCCUCUGGACUCCCUAUUGGACCACGAAGAGUACACGCCGUCACACUGGGCCGCCUACCAAGGGCAUGAAGGCUGUUUGGAGGUUUUACUUGAACACAAAACAUGUAGUAGCCAGGAGGGAAACCGCUUUACCCCAUUGCACUGUGCUCUAAUGAAUGGCCGCAGUGGAGCUGCAGAGAUGCUGUUGGAAUCUGCUGGUGUACAGAUGGUUAACACCAGGGAUACCAAAGGAAGGACCCCACUUCAUGCCGCAGCGUGCGCCGAGGACGUGUCGGGGCUGCAGCUGGUCCUACGCCACGGCGCUGAGAUCAACGCCGUGGACCACACCGGGCGCUCUGCUCUCAUGGUUGCUGCUGACAACGGACAGAGUGGCACCGUGGCCAUCCUCCUGCAACGGGCCAAGGCUGACCUGACACUGCUGGACGACAAUGGAAACACUGCCCUGCAUCUGGCCUGCAGCAAGGCUCAUGAGAUGUGUGCCCUGCUGAUUCUGGGGGAGAUCCAUAACGCUACCCUCGUCAAUGCAACCAACGCUGCACUGCAAAUGCCCCUGCAUCUAGCAGCACGCAACGGUAUGGCCACCGUGGUCCAGGCACUGCUGAGUCGAGGAGCCACAGUGCUGGCAGUGGAUGAGGAGGGCCACACUCCAGCCCUGGCCUGCGCCCCCAACAAGGACGUGGCUGACUGCCUGGCUCUGAUCCUCUCUACCAUGAAACCUUUCCCACCUCUGGACCCUUCCUCGUGCUCCUGCUCCUCUUCCUCCUGCCCCUGCACCUCCAUCUCUGUCUCCUCCAUAUCUGUCUCCUCCUCCAUCUCCCCCGGUCUCAACCUACUGAAGCACUGCGGCAUCACCGCAGCCUGCACACCCCUGCCCAACGGAAGCCUUCACCAUCACCACGGCUAAGUCAAAGACCACCAUGGCGCCGCCAUCGGCCUGGACGGGUGCCUUUCUGAGUGAGGUCAUCCUACACCUACAAUCUGACACCACUGCAACCACCACCACAGGGUGACUCCCUUGAGUACACCCACCUACACGCCUGUGCGUAUGUGUGCGCGUAUGGUCUUCUCCUGAAGUGCAGUCAAACCUAUAUGCAAAUAGAGCCCACAGCAUCUAUCUCAGCUCUGUAGUAGUUAGUGCUUAACACAGAGAGACUGAUCUCUCUUUCUGUAAUGUCACUGGAAUACUGCUGUUUGUCCCUAAAUGGUUGCUAAUAACCAACCACAAAAAUCAUCUAAAUAAUCAAUCCCUUUAAAAAAUGUCCCGCAAAUAGGUACUUGUCAGCACAGAAAAAUGACUGACAGCUUAAAGGACUUUUUAUUCUC